Molecule: messenger RNA, 1275 nt
Organism: Anisakis simplex (herring worm)
Lineage: Eukaryota; Metazoa; Nematoda; Chromadorea; Rhabditida; Anisakidae
Source: the annotation of a GenBank genome assembly
AUGGUUCUGUUCAAUCUUUAUGACGAUUGGCUAAAGACGAUCUCCAGUUACACGGCGUUUUCACGAGUUAUUCUGAUAAUGCGAGGUAUGCACAUAAAUCCGGACAAGACAAAGGUGAUCUUAAAACCCGACAAAACGACGAUCACCGAACCGCAUCACAUAUGGCCGUCGUUGGGUGAUGAGGAAUGGAUUAAGGUUGAAUUGGCAUUGAAAGAUAUGAUAUUAGCUGAUUACGGUAAGAAGAAUAACGUCAACGUUGCGUCGUUAACGCAGAGUGAAGUGAGGGAUAUCAUUCUGGGUAUGGAAAUCAGUGCGCCAUCUGCUCAAAGACAACAGAUCGCCGAAAUUGAGAAACAGACGAAGGAGCAGAGUCAGGUGACGGCAACAACGACACGUACCGUCAAUAAGCACGGUGAUGAAAUUAUUUCAGCAACUACAAGUAAUUAUGAGAGUCAAACGUUCGCAUCGCGCACUGAAUGGCGUGUACGUGCAAUCAGUUCAACGAAUCUCCAUCUUCGAACGCAACACAUUUAUGUGAAUUCGGAUGAUGUCAAAGAUACGGGUUAUACCUACAUUCUACCUAAAAAUGUACUCAAAAAAUUCAUCAUUAUUUCGGAUCUCAGAACACAAAUUGCUGGUUAUUUGUAUGGAGUAUCUCCACCGGACAAUCCACAAGUGAAAGAGAUUCGUUGUAUUGUUCUACCGCCUCAGUGGGGUACUCAUCAAGUGGUGCAUUUGCCAAAUCAGUUGCCAUCACAUGAAUUUAUCAAGGAUCUUGAACCACUUGGAUGGAUGCACACUCAACCGAACGAAUUGCCUCAGCUGUCACCUCAAGAUGUCACGAUGCAUGCCAAAACGCUUCUUGAGAAUGAGAGUUGGGAUGGCGAAAAGACGGUCGUUAUCACGUGCAGUUUCACACCCGGAUCAGUGUCGCUGACGUCCUAUAAAUUGACACCGAGCGGUUUCGAAUGGGGUCGAACCAAUACCGAUAAACAGAGUAAUAAUCCGAAAGGUUAUUUACCGUCGCAUUAUGAAAAAGUGCAAAUGCUGUUGUCGGAUCGCUUUUUGGGUUAUUUCAUGGUACCGUCGAGUGGCAUUUGGAAUUAUAACUUUAUGGGGGUUCGACACGAAGCGAACAUGCGUUAUGAUUUGAUGUUGGCGAAUCCGAAAGAAUUCUAUCACGAGGACCAUCGACCACUUCAUUUCCAGAACUUCAAAGGAUUCGACGAUCCGUUGGGUGUGAGUUCGGCUGAUAGAGAAGAUGCAUUCGCAUGA